AUGACGGAUAGAAAUUUACAUCAGAAAGAUGUCGUGAUGGAAAAUACAAGUCUUGUAGAGUUUCGGUUGAAAUCAAUUGAUUUGCUAAAUGUGGAGAAGGUUAAGAAGAUGAAUGAGAAUAGGAAUGAGAAGGUGAUUUUGAUUAAUGAUGCUCAUCAGGUUAUUGGAAAGAAUGUUAAUGGAAAGGUUUCGUAUUUGAGUGAAAUGGAAAGUUUGAUAGUGAGAGCAUCAAGUUGGGAACCAAUUAUUUUGGAAAAUUGGAUAUAUGCUACAGAAAUGUAUCCUGCCUUGGAUUUCUUAUGGAAUUGUGAGAGAGUGAGAUGUUUCAGUGUGUCUGUGAAUGGAAAUAUUUCUCUAGUCACUGAAUCAAACUCAAUUUAUAUAUUUGGAAAUGUGGAAAAUUUUAUUGGAAAGAAGUGUGAAUUCAGAGGAGAGUACGAGAGAGAUGGAUUGAGAUUUGUUCGAUUGAGGCCACCAAAAUUGGCCUGCACAAAGAGUCAAUAUUGUGAGAAUGAAUUUUCCACGAGUAAUGACUUUCAAAUCACUCAGAUAGAAUGUGGAAUUUCACAUGUUAUUGUGCAAUGUAAGAAUAGAGAUAUUUAUGUGGUGGGAGAAAAUUCUGCCAUGCUCAUUGGAUUGGAACAUCGAUCUCUGUAUAGAAUGUUAACUCCUCUUAGAAUUUCUGUAUUGAACGAUCUUGAGUAUGUGGUGCAAAUUGUUUGUUUGACAUCUUGCACUCUUUUCUUGACAAGUGAAGGUCGCGUCCUAUUUACUGGAUCGUUUAAGAGCAAAUCAAAUGGAAUUGAAGUAUUUAAACAACUAGUGGGAAGAGUUUCUAAAAUUUCAGGAGAAUCUUCAUAUGUCGCAUUCCUAAUGGAAGACAAUCAAACAAUUUGCUUGUUUAAUGUAUCUCUACGAUUUGGAGAAAUGAUUUUUGAAACAAAUUUGGAAAAGGGUCAAAUUGCUGACAUUAAUUGUUCUUCUUCUGGAAUUGAAAUAUUAACAAGUGAGGGAGACAUUGAGAAUAUUUGCUUUUCCCACCAAGGAAUGAAAGAUAUGGAUGAAAACUAUGGAAUGAUUCCAACAAAGGUGGUACCAGUCACUGUGAAAGAAUGCUACAAUAUUACACCUUAUUAUUUCGAACACACAGAAAGUGACCUCUCUCCAAUUCAUCCCUGUACAAGAAUUGCCCAAUUUCUCAUUUACAAUCAAACACCAUCCUACAUUACAAGUAUAGAAACAAGAAAUGUCAAAUAUUUCAAAGAAAAUUUACAUUCAAAUUUGAAAUCCCUCUUAGAAACCUUCUCUGAUAUAUCACUUUCCACAAUUUAA
This is a messenger RNA of Naegleria gruberi, 1332 nucleotides long. RefSeq lists its product as uncharacterized. Bases 1 to 1332 code for a protein of 443 amino acids. The record is from RefSeq and is a predicted model, not a curated record. Lineage: Eukaryota; Heterolobosea; Eutetramitea; Acrasida; Naegleriidae. The transcript has a single exon.